CCCGACCAAUCAGCUUUCGGGUUCGAGGGUUUAACUCCUAUUUAAAAUGAAGACUUUGCCUCCUAACGGCCGAGCUCUCGGGAGGACUCGGAGCCUUCGGGUCGGAGGUGGGAGGCCGUAGGCAUCAUGGACAAAUGUAAAGAAAACAGCAUCUCGGGGCCUAAGACUACAGUUCCACUUGGUGAUGGCCCAAAACGUGUUCCGGUGACUCAGCAAUUUCCUUCUCAGAAUCCGGUGUCUGCAAACAGUGGCCAGGCUCAGCGGGUCUUGUGUCCUUCAAAUUCCUCGCAGCGUGUUCCUUCACAAGUGCAGAAGCUUGUCUCCAGCCAAAAACCCGUACAGCCCCUGAAGCAGAAGCCGACGCAGGCAGCCAGCGCCCCUCGUCCUGUCUCCAGGCCGCUGAGUAAUACCCAAAAGAGCGAGCAGCCCCAGCUCCCAGCACCUGGAAAUAAUCCUGAAAAGGAAGCGGCAUCAAAACAGAAAAAUGAAGAAUCAAAAAGAAGGCAGUGGGCUUUGGAAGAUUUUGAAAUUGGUCGCCCGCUGGGUAAAGGAAAGUUUGGUAAUGUUUAUUUGGCGAGAGAAAAACAAAGCAAGUUUAUCCUGGCUCUUAAGGUAUUAUUUAAAGCUCAGUUGGAGAAAGCAGGAGUUGAGCAUCAGCUGAGGAGGGAAGUAGAAAUACAGUCCCACCUUAGGCAUCCAAAUAUUCUCAGGCUGUAUGGUUAUUUCCAUGAUGCUACCAGAGUCUACCUAAUUCUGGAAUAUGCACCCCUCGGAGCUGUCUAUAGAGAACUUCAGAAACUGUCAAAGUUUGAUGAGCAGAGAACUGCUACUUAUAUCACAGAAUUGGCAAAUGCCCUGUCUUACUGUCAUUCAAAGAGAGUUAUUCAUAGAGACAUUAAGCCAGAGAACCUGCUCCUCGGAUCAUCUGGAGAGCUUAAGAUCGCAGAUUUUGGGUGGUCAGUACAUGCCCCAUCCUCCAGGAGAACCACCCUCUGCGGUACCCUGGACUACUUGCCGCCUGAAAUGAUUGAAGGCCGGAUGCAUGACGAGAAGGUGGAUCUCUGGAGCCUUGGGGUGCUUUGCUAUGAAUUUCUAGUUGGGAAGCCUCCUUUUGAGGCAAACACAUACCAAGAGACCUACAAAAGAAUAUCACGGGUGGAAUUCACAUUCCCUGACUUUGUGCCAGAGGGAGCCAGGGACCUCAUUUCCAGACUGCUGAAGCAUAAUCCCAGCCAGCGGCCCACCCUCAAAGAAGUACUUGAACACCCCUGGAUCACGGCAAAUUCAAAACCAUCGAGUAGUCAAAAAAAAGAAUCAGCUAGCAAACAAUCUUAAGAAUCUUUGGGGGCAGAAAUCCUCGAGACGGGGCUGCUGAUAAUCUGCCUGGAACAGGCUGCUGGCCUAUCUCCCUGCUGCCUGCCCGCCCUCGAGAUGCUACAGGAAAUACUGUUUAUGAGCAGGCAGUGCUCGGCCUCCCAGUUCAGAGCUCCACCUCCGCAGACAUGACACUCUGCAGUGGGAGCAGCCGUGGUUAUAUAAUCAAUCUGGAGGCAAGGUUCAAGUGCAGCCACCCCGCAGCCUGUUUUGAGUAAGGUGUCCUUGUGGAAGAUGGACUCGCAGCCUGGCUGUGGGGAAGGGCGGCUGUUUGGUCCUGACUCGACCCGUUGAAAAUCUGUGCAAUAACUUUCCAAGUCCCUGUGUGCGUGUAACUUAUCGGGUGGCCCAGUCUGGUAAAGCUGUCGGAAUGAACAUGUGAUUCUUUCUUUUAAAUGUUAAAAUAAAGACUUUUGUAUAGACUUGUAUUUUUACCUCCAUGGCGUUCCUUUAGGACCGCUCUCAGUGUCUGUCCAGUACCCCUGCCGAGCCUGCUUGUUGGUCCUCAGCCACUUACCUCCUGGUGAGACUGAGCGGGGGCCUCUGGGGGACCACCAGGGCUGCAGGUGGUCAGGACAGAGCGGGGGAGUCCUACACAUCCACACCUGCCCAUCCCUGGCCUCUGACUGUGUUCUCAACAGGAUGGCAAAGAGAUUCACACGUGGGGUGAACCAGUUCUUGGCAAAUGGAUUUUCCAAGUGUGGCUUUUGUCCUGAUUCUCCGGUGAAGGAGUGUUUGCCUAAACGGAAUUCCUCCUCCGCAGCCGUACUUGGAUCUGGGCGCUGUCAGUGUUCAUCGUGGCUUAUAAAGUGGACGCCUGCUGCCCCUUCAGUACAGCUGGCAGAGGCUUCCCUUCUUCCCUGUGUCACCUGGUUCCCACGGGACACACUGGAGUUGUGGCGUCUGUGUGAAAUUGAAACCUGAGUCCACAAGUACACCUGUCUGCAGUACAUGGGGUAAUUCUUUUCACCACCUGUUCACUCUUGGCCUAGAAAUGAGGAGGUGCCAUGAGAGGAGCUGGUCUCACGUUCUAUGUGUUCCUAUCACGUAAAGUGACGUAUUUCUGGCUGCCAACACCUGUGCAUCAACCAAAGAUGAUGAACUUGACCAUGAUGAAGGCAAAGGUGGAAGUGUUGAACUUACUGGGAACUAGGAGAGGAAACAUGCUUUCAUGGCCAACUUUCAGUGCAAGAGGCCUACAGAGGUCAGAAAUGUCUACACAGAAGGACGUGGCUAUACGCUUCCAUGUCAGAGUUGCCGAAGUAGUUGUGGAAACUUAAGAACUGAGUAAAACGGCCGUGUCCAGUUAGCCCCGUUGGGACAAAGGAGCUUUUGGUUCCCACAGUCUCGAGCUUUUACAUCCCAGAGUAGUAGUUCAUCCAUCCACCCCGGAUGCAGUCAACACAACAUGACUAACCCCACCAGUGACACUAGCUAAGCUGUCAUUUCCCCAAACAAUCCCACAGAAGCACAGAAAAGAGCUCACUGUAGCAGCACAGCAUUAAUAAACUAGUCACACGCACUGCUGCUUCAUGAUCAGCAGCAGUGAUGGCUUUCUAAGAAUAAAAAGUUCUUCAUAAACUUUACAAAGAUGUUUAUUUGUUUCACGGAAUUUAAGCUGCUCAUUUGGUCAGAUAAAAAAUUAGAGGUGAACAAUGGCUUACGUGUUUAAAAUAGAUCAUCAGUUUUAUUCCCCUAGUUCCAUAAAAACAAUGUAAAUACAAGUGAUCUGUACAUCUUGCUGGUGAAUUCACAUAAUGCUGUAACACCCUGGUCCUUUGAUUGCCUCUCCUCUCUAGUUACUCUGUUCUGUUCUGACAACUGGCCACUGGAGUGGAGUGGAGUUGGGGCUUACAAGAGAACGCUAUGGCUUUUUGGUAUGAUAAUUUGUUUUAUUGCUUGCCCUUUCAGUACACUCCCAUUCAAGCCCUUAAACCUGUAGGAAUCCCUAUCGGCUUUUUUGCAUAGGCAUUACUCACGAGUUGAAUGGUUGGG
This is a messenger RNA of Globicephala melas (long-finned pilot whale), 3369 nucleotides long. RefSeq names its product aurora kinase A (gene AURKA). Lineage: Eukaryota; Metazoa; Chordata; Mammalia; Artiodactyla; Delphinidae. The record is from RefSeq and is a predicted model, not a curated record. Gene Ontology annotation, cellular component: kinetochore; spindle midzone; chromosome passenger complex. Gene Ontology annotation, biological process: mitotic centrosome separation; centrosome cycle; regulation of cytokinesis. Gene Ontology annotation, molecular function: protein kinase activity; ATP binding.